AUGGUAUACCAGCCACUGCGCACCUUGAGAAAUGCUGCAGCAGCCACACCUGAACAGCAGCAGCAGGAACAAGGGGAACCCACAAAAGGUCGAUUCUCAGUGUUUUACUUUGUGCUCAUUUACAUUUACACCCAGUCCCUGUUGCAACACUUCCCCCAGCCACAGCAUUUGGUCAGCGACACAUACCAGCCGGUUUCAGACAAAGCGCACCCAUCAGAAGGCAACAGCUUUGAAUCCUCUCUACGGUCACUUCGCCACUGCGUCACAGCCAACAUGAACAGGCGGGGGUCGGCGUUUCGCAGGAGAAGGGCAUCGUCGGCGGCAUCGAAUUCGACUGUGUCUAGCUAUGGCGCGCCCUCUGUUGGUGCUCGUUUCGACGACAUCACGCCCAUACGCAAUGGCACGCGUGCUGGUGCCAACGCCGCUUCUGGAACUCCUGGAACCCCAAGCACGCCCUCGUCUGCAGCCACUACAGCUACCGGCGCUGGCGCUGGCGCUUCUCUGAAUAACUUGAAAAAGAAGACUCUGGUUUUGGACCUCGACGAGACGCUCAUCCACUCGUCACCGCAGGGAUCUUACAGGGCGCACCACCGCAUUGAGGUUGUUAUCGACAAGGUGGCGUGCCUGUAUUACGUGUACAAGCGCCCGCAUGUGGACUACUUUCUGCGCAAGGUCUGCGAAUGGUACAAGUACGCAGACCCGGUCAUUGACCUGCUCGAUUCUCAGGGGAAGUACAUUUCGGCGCGGUAUUUCCGCGAAUCGUGUGUUCCACAUGACUCAAGCUACGCCAAGGACCUGUCGGCCAUAGAUCCAGAUCUGUCGCAGAUCGUGUUAGUUGAUAACUCGCCACUGUCGUACUUUAUCAAUCCAACUAAUGGAAUCCCCAUUCAGCCCUGGGUCAAUAGCGAUCCCAAGGACGAGGCCUGCUGGAUCUUCUGCCCCUGCUGGACGCACUCCGGUUUACCGACGAUGUGCGCUCUAUCCUGUCCCUGCGACUGGUAUGAUCCAAUGUUCGCAAUGAACUUUAUUUUUCAUACAUCUUUAAAUUAA
Kickxella alabastrina is the source of this 1050-nucleotide messenger RNA. RefSeq names its product HAD-like domain-containing protein. The record is from RefSeq and is a predicted model, not a curated record. The transcript is spliced from 4 exons. The coding region runs from base 1 to 1050 and encodes 349 amino acids. Gene Ontology annotation, molecular function: protein serine/threonine phosphatase activity. NCBI's taxonomy places the organism in Eukaryota, Fungi, Kickxellomycota, Kickxellomycetes, Kickxellales, Kickxellaceae.